This is a messenger RNA of Colius striatus (speckled mousebird), 285 nucleotides long. Its product is annotated as keratin-associated protein 21-1-like. The transcript has a single exon. The coding region runs from base 1 to 285 and encodes 94 amino acids. Lineage: Eukaryota; Metazoa; Chordata; Aves; Coliiformes; Coliidae. The record is from RefSeq and is a predicted model, not a curated record.
AUGACUUUCUGCUACCAGAACAAGUGUGAGGAUUCCUGCUACUCUCCCUGCAACUACGGGACCGUGUACAGCUACCGCACCUACGACUGUGGCUACAGCCCCUGUAGCUACCGGAGCUACGACUGUGGCUACAGCCCCUGCGGCUACCGGAGCUACGGGAGCCUGUGCGGGUACCGGGACUGCUACCCCUCCUACAGCUCCCGCUACUGCUACCCCUCCUACAGCUCCUCUUGCUACACCCGUAGAUACAACUAUGGGAGCUGCUACCCCUGCUACCCCUGCUAA